AUGAUUUUGGAUUCUUGGAUGGAGGCCAACGGCGGGGCUAGCCAGCCAGCUCGAGCGGAGGCCAGCGCACGGAACGGCGGCCUGCCUCCCCGGCGGCGCGGCCUGCCUGCUCACCCGGCGGCGCGGCCUGCCUGCUCGCCGGCGCGGUGGCCAGCGCACGGCGCGGCGGCACGGCCUGCCUGCUCGCCCGGCGGCGCGGUCUGCCUGCUCGUCGGCUCGUCAUGGUCUAGGCAUAUUUCCUUCACCGGCCGCCGCGUUCCUCGUGCUGUCGCGGCAGGAGCAGCAGCGGAGAGCCGGCUGCGCGGGCUCGACCCGGAGGUGGUCGCCUCGUUCCCCGCCAUGACCUACGCCGAGGCGAGGGCGCUCCGGGAGAAGGAAGCGGGAGGCAAGGGCGACGAUGACACAGCCGUGCUCGAGUGCGCCGUCUGCCGCAGCAAGUUCGACGACGGGGACCAACUCCGGCUCCUCCCUAAGUGCGGCCACGCCUUCCACUCGGACUGCAUCGGGGAUUGGCUCGCAGGCCACGUCACCUGCCACGAGACGCACAUAACCUGUUCGAUGUAA
Aegilops tauschii subsp. strangulata is the source of this 564-nucleotide messenger RNA. NCBI's taxonomy places the organism in Eukaryota, Viridiplantae, Streptophyta, Magnoliopsida, Poales, Poaceae. The record is from RefSeq and is a predicted model, not a curated record.